AUGGAUCAAAAACCAGUUACUGAAUCGUAUAAAGAAGAAGUAAAUGCAUUACGUUCGAAACUAUGUCAACUAGAAGUUGAUUCAAUAGAAGAAAAAGCUUCUGAUGAAGUACGUAAAUGGCGACAAAGUUUUGAUACAUCUUCAUCACGUCAAAUUGAUAAAGUACUUAAUGAAAUGGAAAAACGUAAACAAACAGAAGUCAAACAUUUAGCUAAUGAAUUACGUACUUCUCUCGAACAAUUCAAACAAACAAAUCUCAAAUGUCUUGCCGAACUUGAUGCUUUUAUUUCACGAAUAGGUUUAGAUGAUGAAAUUCAACUGGAUUAUGUUAAAUUUCAAUUAGAUUCAAUCACGAAGAAAAUCAAUUCACUUCAUUUCAAUAUUAUUGUACAAGUGGUUGAUAAAUCACAUCCACUACGUCCAUCAACUGCACUCACUCGAAAAUCACUUGAAUUAGUUAAAGUAUUUGAGUGUACAAGACAACGAUCGACCACCGACCCAUCUAGUUUUCUUGAUCCACUUCGAAAUCUUUUUCGUCGUGCAUCAGCGAGUGGAGCAAAUUAUUACAAUACUGAUGUGCUUGAACCACAUAAACAUCCAUAA
This is a messenger RNA of Rotaria sp. Silwood1, 603 nucleotides long. NCBI's taxonomy places the organism in Eukaryota, Metazoa, Rotifera, Eurotatoria, Philodinida, Philodinidae. The record is from the annotation of a GenBank genome assembly.